AGUUGAAAAAUGGAAAUAUUGAAUACCUUUAACCUACUUGUAUUGACUGGAGUAUUCCUUAUCUACAAGUGGGUGAACAAUAAGCUGAAUUACUGGAAAAGUCGAGGCCUUCAAGUCUCAGAUAUAAGUCCCCUGGAAAAUCUAUUAAACAUAAUUUUCGCUAGAAAUUCUUUCGCUGACCGAGGGCUCGAAUUGUAUACCGACUUCAAGUCCAAAGGAAUUGAACAUGGCGGCUUUUACAUCUUACUCAAGCCGUUUUAUAUGCCUAUCAACUUGGACUUGGUGAAAUCCAUUCUUCAGGUCGAUUUUCAGCAUUUCGUAGAUAGGGGUGUUUACAUGGACGAGAAAAACGAUCCUCUCAGUGCCCAUUUGUUCAGUUUGACAGGAAAAAAGUGGAAGAAUUUGAGGUAUAAGUUGACACCAACGUUUACAUCUGGUAAAAUGAAGAUGAUGUUCGAAACGGUAGUGGAUUGUACAAAAGGAUUACAUAAGCUGAUGGACAAAACGAAUGGAAAAGAAGUGGAUAUCAAAGAUGUUUUAGGAAGGUUCACUACAGACAUCAUAGGAAGCUGUGCAUUCGGCAUAGAAUGUAAUAGUUUGGAAGAUCCGAAGAGUAUUUUCAGACAAAAAGGAAAAGAAUUCUUUGAAGCGGAUCUGAUACGGAAUGCUAAAUUUUUCAUGGCCUUUUCUUUUCCCCAAUUUAUGAAAACUUUCAAUAUAGCGUUUAUACCUCGUGACAUAAGCAGUUUUUUCAUGAACUUGGUGAAGGACACAGUGGAAUACAGAGAGAAAAAUAACGUUAAACGAAAAGACUUCAUGCAACUGUUGAUCCAGCUCAAAAAUGAAGGAAAACUAGUCGAUGAUGAGAAGAUGGAAGCGGAAAAAAUUAAUGAAGAUGAAAACAGGAUAACUAUGAACGAGAUCACAGCACAAGCUUUUGUUUUCUUCCAAGCUGGUUUCGAAACAUCUUCAACUACCAUGACUUUCUGCUUGUACGAAUUAGCAAGAAACAAAGAGAUCCAAAAAAAAUUGAGGACGGAAAUAAUCCAGACAUUGGACAGACAUGGUGGUAAAAUAACAUACGAAAAUGUUCAUGAGAUGACAUAUCUGGAUCAAGUAAUCAAUGAAACUCUCAGAAAAUAUCCACCACUACCUAAUUUGAACAGAAUAUGUACAAAGGAAUACAAAAUACCAGGUACAGAUGUGAUAUUGGAGAAAGGAAUGCAGGUCAUGAUACCAGUGGUAGGCAUACAUCGUGAUCCAGAAUACUAUCCAGAUCCAGACAAAUUCGAUCCAGAUAGAUUCACGGAAGAAAACAAGAAAAGUAGGCAUCAUUUUAGCUUUAUACCCUUCGGAGAAGGACCACGUAUCUGCAUAGCAUUACGUUUCGGAGUCCUGCAAUCCAAAGUUGGUCUAAUAGCACUUUUAUCUAAAUAUGAAUUCUCAGUUAACAAGAAAACAGUCGAACCUAUUCAGUUCAAGGCAUCAAGUAUUGUUACAGCAGCUGAGGGAGAAAUAUGGCUGGAUUUCAAAAAAAUCCCAGAAGGAAAUUGAUGAUGAUGAAUUAUAGUCAUUCAAAUAUAGACUAUUCAUUUAUGUAUAGACUACAUAUUCAAGUGCAUUAUCGAAGUCUGCUUUUGGUUGAAAAUGGAUGAUGAUCUUGAGUAGCUAUACUGUCAGGCAUUUGAUAUUCCAUCUUGAAUUCAUACUCCUCGAGGAGUGCUUAGUCCAUGAAACGUGAAUGAAAUUUUGUUAAUUUUCUUAACAAUUUUCUAAUAGUUUUUGGUACUAUGGUAAUAACAGUUAUACUGUUGUGGGACCAAUUGCAAUGUUUAAUUAUUUUUUUUAGAUAAGUAGUGAAUUUGUUGAUUUUUUUUCUAUGAAGAUUUUCUGUUAUAUUGCAAUAAACAUAUUUUUAUUAUAAUUA
Messenger RNA from Harmonia axyridis, 1927 nucleotides. RefSeq names its product probable cytochrome P450 6a14. Gene Ontology annotation, molecular function: iron ion binding; monooxygenase activity; oxidoreductase activity, acting on paired donors, with incorporation or reduction of molecular oxygen. The record is from RefSeq and is a predicted model, not a curated record. Bases 10 to 1554 code for a protein of 514 amino acids. The transcript has 4 exons. Lineage: Eukaryota; Metazoa; Arthropoda; Insecta; Coleoptera; Coccinellidae.